GACAUGAGGCGAGCGCGGAAGGGGGCGUGUGCCGCGCGCGACGCAGCUCGCCGCGGUUCCUUCCGACGCCGCGGUUUCUCCGCCCUUCCCCUCGGUUCCCGUGUCGUGGAACCGCGUUUCACGUCGGCCACUAUCGGACCGUCUCUGGCGCGGAACGACAGCACUUGUGACGGCGGUGGCUCGAUGCAAACGGGCGUUGUUUAGCGGAACCGUUUUCUCGGAGGCCGUUGGACCAGCUGCCGCGCGAUUCGAGGCUGUUUGUAGCAGCAGUCGACGACGAGGGAAGCAACGGCAAGCUGCGAGUGAAGCACGUGGCCCAGCUGCUUGUUGAAGACGCCGGAGUUGGAGGGAUUCCGCGCGGACGCGAGGCGGGUCAGAAGAAACAAUGCGAUCGCUUAUUGAUUUUUCGACAAUCGCAGAUGUGGGCUCCUCAACAGCGCUCCAAAGUCGUCGGUGAAGCGCACUUCCAGGCUACUCCAAUGAAGAAUGCUGCAUAGGACGCCGCUGACACGAAGCAGACAUGUGGAGCCGAAGGACGAGCGUCAUUUGCGGUGUGGCGUCACUGCUGCUGGGUACUUUCUCUGUUGUGGUUCUGAUCGAGCUGGACGACGCCUACCGAGAGCUGCUCAGUCAUGAGUUGGCCCUGCGAGAAGGGUCCCGGAUCUUCCGCUCCUGGAAGGACGUGGGAUCGAGCUUCGACACCUCGGCGAGGUUCUACUUCUUCAAUGUCACAAACUCCGGCCAGAUCGCCAAGGGCGAGAAGCCUCAGCUACAAGAGCUCGGACCUUACGUUUACCGCGUGGUCUGGGUGAAGGACAACAUCACCUUCCACGAGAACGACACCGUGUCCUUCAUGCAGAAGCUCAUCUUCCACUUCGACGCAGAGCAGUCAGCGGGCUCCGAAAACGACACCGUCACGACCGUGAAUGUGCCUUACGCGGCCGCUUCUCCUAUGGUGGAGAAGCAGAGCGCCCUCACCCGCUUCUUCACCAAGGGGAUGCUCUCUGCCAUGGGGCAGUCGCUCUGGAUCACGAAGACUGUGCGCGAGCUCAGCUUCAAGGGCUACCCCAGCGCGCUGAUGAUUCUGGCCGAGGCGUCGAAAGGCGGCAAGUCGGGGCGGACUGGCCAGCAGCCCAAGAUGGCUGACAAUGUCCGCAAGGGUCACCGCACCAUCGCGGACGAGGCCAAGAGUCAGCCGGAGAGCAAAGUCGGCAAGUUCGCCUAUUUUGCCGAGAAAAACGACACCUUCCACGGCGUGCUGUCGAUGUUCACAGGGGUAGGCAACAUCUCGCGGAUCAACCAAGUCGAUCUCGUAAACGGCAAAACGCGCUUCGAUAUGUGGGGCGGUGACGAAUGCAACCUUAUCCGAGGAACCUUCGGCAACGUUCGGCCUCCCAUGGCGACUACAGACGAGCAGAGGGUGUUCAUUCCCGACAUUAAGAGGUCCGUGCUGCUACGCUACGUGCACGACAGCAAGGUGGGCAGCGUCCACACGCGACGGUUCGCUGUGACGCCCGAAGUGUUCGCCAGCGGAAAAACGCGGCCCGAAAACGCCUGCUACAACAAAAGGACGCUGCCGGACGGUGCCGCCGACAUGGGACCCGUCGCCAAAGGUGCUCCCGUCGCGGUCUCACUACCUCACUUUCUCUACGGCAACCAGUCGGAAUUCGGCGUCGAGGGCCUCACACCCGACGAAGACAAGCACCUGCUCUACGUUGACAGCGAACCCACCAGCGGCGUGUCCGUGUCCGCCAGGGCUCGUAUGCAGAUGAACGUCAUCCUUGACGGGAUUCCCGGUACUGGUACGCACUCUGGAGAACAUCGUAUUGUCCCGCUUUUUUGGCAAGAAAUGCGCGCAGACGCCAAACCCCACAUCAUGAGCAUGGUUCGCUUGGCCGCCCUGAUGCCCACCGUCAUCCGCUGCACCGCCAUCUUUGUCCUGAUCGCGUCGUCCAUCGUUCUCGUCAUAUCCAGCUACUUCUUAGUCAAGGCCCGCCAUUCCCGCCGACGCGUGGUCUCGGACCCGAACAGUAAAGUCGUUCCGGACAAAAUGGCCGUCUACAUCAACGGUACCGGCUACAUGGGUGCCAAGGGCAACGGCGACUCGCAUCGAAACGGCAGCCAUGCCAUGGCCAACGGAAUCCCGGAGGCUGAUGCCCUGCUACAACAGUCGGUGGUCUAGUCACCUGUAGUGAUACUCCCCUCAAAAGUGCCUACUGACUUUUCAAGCUUCGCCCGUGGGUGUCGCAGUGACGGUGUCAUGAUUCGUCAGUGUCAUAAGGAACAAUUCUGGCGUUGGCCGUAUGAUGCAUCGGGGACUAUAAGGUGCAUCGUGUACCCAAGGAACUCGAAGCGUGAGCCUCGGGGUUCCGCUUCAGCAAGCCUCUCAGAUUAUCGUCUGCCAGACUCGGGAGCAGGAGGACUGUGCCACGUUCCUCAGCCUCGCACGAGCCUUAUGAGCGUUCAUAGUUUGCAGGAUUCUUCUGCUUGUUUGUUUUCGGGCGCUUGUCGUGCUUGGAUUUUUGUUGUAGAAUGUUGUUGUUGUUUCAUAUAUUGCCCUGCGUCAACUUUCUCCAAAGAACUGUUCUCAAAAUAGUGCCGUGAAACUUUUUCUGGGGACCUUGUCCCAGGACAUGUUAGGACCGAAACUAUUUCAAGACCUUGUCCCCCGACAUUUCAGGAUCCCAGCGCUCUGUCCCAGGACCUAUGACCUUGAGGCAGAUUUUUCGCAGCACCGCCCUGUUUCAGCCCUCUCGUUCGGGUCCCUAUUUCAAGACCCUACCUCAGGAUUUCGUCUCAGACUUCAGUUGUUUUUUUUUAAACAAUGUUUCCCGAAUGUACUGUCGGCCGUUAUUCAAUGAUGUUGUCCUGGCUGGUGCUUGAUAUCAGCCAGGUCAGCCAGAAGCUUGCGUUAGAAUGGUUUCGUUGGUCGAUCAGAACCGUACGUGUGCCUUAUAUAUAAUGCCGGUGCUAGCAAAUUUCGUAUGUCGUCAUAUAGAACUUCGCGGUCAUGUUCAUUGGGGGACACUAAGAUUCCAGCGGUUAGUCCAACAGGCGUAAAAAUGGGCAGUCAUGGGACAUGCUGCUGCCGCAUGACAGUCUGCGUUUCAGUAGACGGCUAUACAUACGUUUGCAAGGACAGUGUCUGGGUGCCGCCAUCUUGCUGCCGGCCUUAUAGUCAAGUCCUGCUAAGGCGUGCCCAGGGUUGCCAGACUACCGCCCAUACAGAAUAUUUCCAUUCACGGUUGGCGGACACGCUUUUCUGAUGCAUGGCAUGCUUACAAGCAUCUGCACUUCGAUGCAUCAUACCAUGUACCGCAACGACUAGUCCCUCCAUGGCCCGUAACGCGUCAUGUGACCUUCCGGCUGGGUGGAGUGACGCCCUGAGCGUUACGUCACGUGGCAGGCGCGAAGCGCUAGAUAGGCUAACAUGACUGGUGACCUCCGUUGCGGUGCAUCGCAAGUUAAAGAAUAAUGAUUUUAAAUAAUUAGACACGAGUAAUUUGCUUGUUUUUGUCGUCUGUGUUAUCUCUAUUUAUUCCACGGGGCAUUAUGCGACCUGAGGUAUUUACUCCUCUUUGUUUGUUAGUUAAUGUGUAAUAUGAUUAAUCGUUUUUUUUUCCCUAGCGGUUCAUUGUGUUUGGGCAUUAUUUUAUAUUGUCCGGAAGGUACUGUUGCCGGUGAUAAUGGUUUACCCAGACGUUAUUUUGUUAUUGUUGUUGGAGCGGUCUCCGCAUGUGCGUAUGACAGUGCCUUAUGUUUGCAGCUUGCUUGGAUGUCAGCAGCACAGUUCAUUGUUUUGUUUCUCCGAGCGUUCCCUCGGACAGUCACUUGCCUAUGACGGCGAUUCGUGUCUUCUCGCGCUGGACGUGUCGAGGCGACACGAACUUUCAUUAUAAAAGUAACUCGCACGUCCAUGCGUAACAGGUGCAGUGUGUUGUAGGCAAAUUAGAUUAAUCACUCAUGUUCAAAACUGUUUACGGUCGUUUUCUUGCUCUGUCGUUUUGUGUGUGUGUGUGUGUGUGUGUGUUAGAACUGCGUGUAUGGGUAUAAGACUAUACCUUUUGUUACUCGGGUGCUCUAACCGCCAUUGAGCAAACGACAGUUGACUCAAGUGCGAUCGGCCAGAGGUACACGGGGAUGCCAACUGUUGUUGGGUCGCGAAGAAGGGUUUACGUGACUUUUUGCAGCCACACGCCGACAGAAAACAUAGAAGUGAAUAACUAGAAACAAAAUGCCGCGCUAGCACUGUCAAAUGCCAUGAGCUCGUGACGGGAGAUGCUCUUCACGGGAACCAGAACGAAAAAAGGAACGAAAAAUAAAUUUGUAUUGCAAACAAA
Messenger RNA from Ixodes scapularis (black-legged tick), 4340 nucleotides. Its product is annotated as scavenger receptor class B member 1. The coding region runs from base 521 to 2182 and encodes 553 amino acids. The transcript is spliced from 15 exons. Gene Ontology annotation, molecular function: scavenger receptor activity. The record is from RefSeq and is a predicted model, not a curated record. Gene Ontology annotation, cellular component: membrane; cytoplasm. NCBI's taxonomy places the organism in Eukaryota, Metazoa, Arthropoda, Arachnida, Ixodida, Ixodidae.